UGAGCUUUUAUUUUGAAGGGCAUUAACCGGAAAUUGUGAAUUGACGUCAGAUCCGUGCAAUCCAUCACCAACCUUUCUCCACAUGUGGAAUCAUGUCGAAGGCCAGCAGUGCGUAGCUAAAUUAAUAUCAUAUGACGUUGAUCCUUUAAACAUUGAAUUAACAUUGUAGCUCGUUGAUGUGUAACUUAUUUUCUUGUUGUGGGUUUUGCAGAACAAAAGCGAGCGAAAAGACUUUUCCGAGGAAAACAAAAGGUAUUUUUAGCUGGCCUGCUUGCUACUCAAAGUUAGCUAGCUAGUAAGGUUAUAAAUUAGCUAGCAACAUGUUAUUCACAGUCGGACAAUUUUCAAUAGAUUAUAUUUUAGAACAGUGCACUGCAAGCCAGAAUGUUGAAUAAAAUUCCAUUUGAAUUUUACAUGCGACGCUGGUAAGUAUAGUAGCAAUACACUAGUUGCUAAUUGCGGCGACUAGUUAACCUGUUGUGACCACAUUGGACACGAAACUGCCAGCCAGUUGAUCUCACUUUGCCGUAUACUGUACAACAUUGAUAGCUACAGAAAACCUCAGGUUUUUAACAAAAACAUAGCUAAUGAACUGAGAAGGGUCUCUGCAGUCCAAUAUAAUAAUACUUUUUUGACUCCGUGUGAAGUAGACUCACUGUACACAUUUUGUAUACUGUAACUAACUAGUUAUAGUUUAACUAACUAUAGUUUAGCUACUUUUAUUAUGUUAACAUCAUUGGCCGUAUCUCAUUUGAGUUUAAUUUCAAUUGAAGGGCAACGAUGGACAACAGACUGAUGCUCAAGGAGGGAAAAGAAAUUCAGAGCUGUCCAUUGCACGACAUCUCAAAGAGUAUGGAAAACCAGAAGAAGUCCGGAAGAAAAGGGUGAACCAUGAUAUAAAUAUAUUUUUAUUACAACUGUUAAUCUCUGUCAUGACAAUAGCGAAAUUCUGGUUUGGCAAUUGAUUUAUAGGUAUUUAAAAUGUGUUGCUCUCUUUGCCAUGGUCAGCUUCAGGAGCUCCAAGAAAAGCAGAGGUUGUCAAGAGAACGGGAGCUGAUGAAGAGGAGAAGUCUGGACAGUUUUCAGAGAGAUAUUCUUCAGCGACAAAGAGAGUUUGAGCAGAGGGUAAUUUAACUAGUGUAGAUUAUAGUCUGUCAAGAAAGAGCAGCUCUCCCAUUGCUGUUUUUCUCAUUAAAUGAGAGCUUGUCAUUAGUGUUUUUUUGUUCUCUGAUUGCAGGAAACUGAGAUGCGGAGUUUAGAGAAGCAUGUCCAUUUUGAAAAUGAGAAUUCAAGAAAGGCGUACUACAGGGAAUUCAAAAAGGUAUGUUUUCUUUAAUCAAGUCGAAUUGUCUUGUAAAUUAUGAUAAUAAUGUGUUGUAUUCCCUGUUCUGUAUGAAAGGUGGUUGAGGCCUCUGAUGUGAUUCUGGAGGUUCUGGAUGCCCGUGACCCUCUUGGCUGCCGUUGUCCUCAGGUGGAGCAGGCUGUUAUUCAAAGCGGCGCUGACAAGAAAAUAGUCCUAGUGCUUAACAAGAUUGGUGAGUGAGUAAGAGAGAUGCAUUAAUAUGCAUGGUUUAUACAUUAGAAAGCAUGGUGCCAGAUUAUCUUUAACUGACAGACAUGUCUUUCCACUGUACUCUUAGACCUGGUGUCCAAGGAGAUUGUGGAGAAAUGGAUCAAGUAUCUUCGCAAUGAAUUUCCCACUGUGGCUUUCAAAGCCUCAACGCAGCAACAGAACAAGAAUUUGGUGAGUAAAACAAUUCAGAAUGCCAUAUGUAGAACAUGCACAGCAUCAUUUACUGAAAUCCAUUCUUCCAUUCAUGUUCCAUACAAUAUUUCUGUUUUACUGUUAAGCAAUAAGGCCAUCUGUACUACAUGCUAACUGAAUACACUUUUUUCAGUUAGCAUCUAGUAGCUAUACUUGCAUGUGUUUUUCCAUUUGCAGAAGCGAAGCAAUGUACCGGUUACCCAGGCCACCGCUGAGCUCCUGUGUAGCAGUGCCUGUGUGGGCGCGGAAUGCCUCAUGAAACUAUUGGGGAACUACUGCCGCAACCUAGACAUUAAGACAGCCAUCACUGUUGGUGUGGUUGGUGGGUACAUUUUACAUUCACAUUUUGGUCAUAUAACAGACGCUGUUAUCCAGAGUGACUUAUAGGAGCAAUUAGGGUUCAGUGCCUUGCUCAAUGGCACAUCGACAGAUUUUUCACCUAGUCGACUCAGGGAUUCAAACCAGCAGCCUUUCACUUACUUGCCCAAUGCUCCUAACCACUAGGCUUCCUGCUCAAUCAGGAUCAUGGCCGCCUCAGCAUAUGUUUUUAUGUAAUUCCAAACUGUUUAAACUGGGCAAAGUUUUGAAGAUAUAAAAUAUUUUGGAUGGUUUUCUUUUUUUCAGGGUUUCCCAAUGUUGGAAAGAGCAGUCUGAUAAACAGUUUGAAGCGGGCACGUGCAUGCAAUAUUGGAGCCACUCCUGGCGUAACCAAGUAAGUACAAAGCUUUUGGCUUUAUUUAUGUCUAGGCCUACAUGUUCUUUCCUUGCUUGACUGACCUGUAUGAUGGCUUUUAGGUGCCUUCAGGAAAUACACUUGGACAAGCACAUCAAGCUUUUAGAUUGUCCUGGCAUUGUCAUGGCAACCUCGACAACUGACGCGGCCAUGAUCCUUCGGAAUUGUGUAAAGAUUGAGCAGCUUGUAGACACUCUACCUCCAAUCGAAGCCAUCUUAAGACGCUGCAAUAAGACACAGGUAUCCAAAGAUUAUUUAACGGCAUAUUCACUGCAAUGCAGUGACAGAUUUUAUGUCCAUGUUGUCAUAUUCUUUCAUUUUGUUUUUCCAUAGAUCAUGGAACACUAUGGUGUUCCAGACUUCCACACAGCUCUAGAGUUUCUGGCUUUGUUGGCACGGCGACAGGGCAAGUUGAGGAAGGGAGGAGUGCCUGAUAAUGACAAGGCGGCAAAGAGUGUCCUAAUGGACUGGACAGGGUAGGUGCAAACUGUAAAAACAUUUAAUACGUCUGAGGUUUUCAAAGCAACACAGUCCCUACCUAAUAAAGUCCCAUUGUUCUGUUUAAUUUACGGUCUUGUAGGGGUAGGAUCAGCUACUUUACACACCCCCCGGAGACGCACACUCUUCCCACUCAUGUCAGUGCUGAGAUUGUGGCAGAGAUGGGCAAAGCUUUCGACUGGGAGGAACUAGAGAAGGGAAACCAGGAAGUGCUAGCUGGUAUGAUAUACACACACACACACAUUUUAUAGUUGCCUAGUAACUGAAAAGUUAUAUUGGGAUAAAAAGAAUGUAUGUGCUAAAUGUUUGUUUUUCUUGUAGUGUCGUCUUGCACUGAUGUCCAAAUGGGUUUCUGCAUGGCAACUGCUGGGAUGACUCAGGGUGGUCAAGAAGAACCACCUUGUGACCUGGAAAUGGAAGGUGGAGCUUUGGAUGAAGUUGAGUCCAAGGAUGAAACUGAAUCCAUGGAUGAUGAUCAGGACCCUGAGGUAUUGCAGUGCUUUUACUUGACAAGUUCAACGGAUUCUGCAGUACUUUUGUAUACUUCAGUAGUUCUUAAAGUAGCGCUUAUGAGCCGAAAGUGGUCCCCCUAUGUUGCUCUCUCUCGCUCUGCUGUGGGUGCAUCUUGCUAGCUGUCACUCAUAUGAAGAGGGGCUGAAGCUCAUUGGUUGAACUUGAAUUGCUAGGGGGCUGGCCCAAUUGGGGGGAAAUGUAUGGCAAAUGGCACGGCACAGCACAGCUUCCAGAAAAUCGCUAACUUUCAAACGAGGGAUUUCGUGGCCAAUUGAGGUAUGACAGUAAUUCUGCUCAUAUAUUAUGCAUGUAUUGAGGUACAAAUUCACACAUCCAGGCCAGAGCAGGAAGUAAAACAUUUGUAUUUAGUAAUCACCAAAGUUCCGGAGCAUGACUUUAAGUUACUGUAGCAACUCCCCAUUUUCAUGCCUACUGAACACAACCCAGAUGAAAAUGUAUUGUUUAACUUUUACAGUGGUAUUAUGACUUGUGCUGGGUUCCACUUAAAAGUCCUUUAACACUGAGUGUACAAAACAUUAAGAACACUUGCUCUUUCCAUGACCGACUGACCAGGUGAAAGCUAUGCCUUAUUGAUGUCACUCGUUAAAUCCACUUCAAUCAGUGUAGAUGAAGGGGAGGAGAUGGGUUAAAGAAGGAUUUUUAGGCCUUGAGACAUGGAUUUUGUGUGUGCCAUUCAGGCAAAAGAUUGAAGUGCCUUUGAACAGGGAUGGUAGUAGGUGCCAGAUGCACCGGUUUGUCAAGAACUGUAACGCUGCUGGGUUUUUCACACACAACCGUUUCCCAUGUGUAUCAAUGGUCCACCACCUAAAGGACAUCCAGCCAACUGUGGGAAGCAUUGGAGUCAACAUGGGCCAGCAUCCCUGUGGAACACUUUCGACACCUUGUAGAGUCAAGUAUGGGUAGCUGCAGCCCAUUAUGGCAACCAGCGAGUAGUUGUGUCAAAAGGAGUGGGUGUAUGGAAAACAAAUCUGCUAAUUGGGCAGAUUUGUUGGCACUCAAGACCGUUUGGCGUGGCUGAUUGGGCUGCACGACGAGAUAAGCCGGUGACCAGUGCACUGGUGUAUCGACGUGCUGACUUGAAGUGCUUCCUACUGGGUAUCGCAGUAAUUUUGUCUCUAACAUGCUUUUAUUUCAAGUAGGAUAGCAGCCUACUACACAAGAAAUAACUAAUAUUGAUAACCAUCUAGAUGUCACCUUGAUACAUAUAUACAUACAGUCUACUACUCAAUGGCCAAGGCAUGAAAGGCAGCAACACGGGGACACAGUGCCCUUCGCUCCUGCUUGACAAACACUACUGUCCGGCAACGGUGUGGUAAGUAGCUACCUAGCUAGUAGACAAUAUCAGGGUGACAGUCACAGUAAUGCAUACAACGCAUGAAGCAACAGUACACCCAUCAUCAAUACUUUUAAUCAAAAACAAACAAUUGUCUUUUUUUAAACUGAAAAUGUACUAUUAUUUGCGUAAAACUGACAGUGAAAUACUACUGACUCAUCCAUCCUCUGGCUUAAAUACAGAAGUCCAAACUCUCGCGGUAUGGUAGCUCAAUGUAUGGUAGUUGCCUGGUAAAAAAAUGAAAGAAAAACAACACUGCUCAAUCAAAACCGUCUAACCUAUAGCAGAGCGCUUUCGACACACCAACUCCUUUCCACACGCCCACUACUUUCCUUUCGACACACCCACUCGCCCAUGCUCCGGUCGCCAUAUUGGAAUGCAGUUACCCUUUCUCUGUAUAGUCCAUGCCGAUUAAUUGAGGCUGUUCUGAGUGCACCUUCCUAAUAUUGUAACUCAAUAUUAGGAAGGUGUUCUUAGUGUUUUGUACACUCAGUGUAUAUCUUGUCUUUUUUAUCCUUUAACACUAGUUUGGACCUAUGACUGUGGAGAUGAAAGCGCCAAGGGCAAAGAGUGGUGGUUCAGUUGAUGCUGCUGCCCCCAGGACCCUCGAUUUAAAGGAUAUCUUGAAUGUAGACCCUCUUCAGCAGGGCCAAGCACUCAUGGCUGCUGGGAAGAAGAGGAAGAAGCAACAGAAAAGAGCUGGUAUGUCUUAUGUUUUAACACUAACAUUGUGUUGUAUAAAUCCUUGGUUUGUAGAUCACUUGACAACCAUAUUUUGUUAUCUUGAGGUUUUUAACUUAGAUAUGGUUUAGGUGUUUUUAUUCUACCAUUACUACUGUAAUUGAUAGGUUUAUCUGUGAAUUAUCCAAUUUCUCCUUUCUCACUAUUUUAUUUUCAGACAAAAUUGCUACCAAACUCUCAGACAGCCUGACGACGGCAAUGAACUUUGCAUUUUCUGAUGGAUGAAAAAUAAAAGUUAAUCUAAGAUGGGGUGUUUUUGUUUUUUUAUUUAAUUAUAUAUCUGUUCAGUCAGUAUCAUCAUAACUCUAU
Messenger RNA from Coregonus sp. 'balchen', 5913 nucleotides. NCBI's taxonomy places the organism in Eukaryota, Metazoa, Chordata, Actinopteri, Salmoniformes, Salmonidae. The record is from the annotation of a GenBank genome assembly.